Molecule: messenger RNA, 2496 nt
Organism: Schistocerca serialis cubense
Lineage: Eukaryota; Metazoa; Arthropoda; Insecta; Orthoptera; Acrididae
Product: insulin-like growth factor-binding protein complex acid labile subunit
Exons: 4
Coding region: 181-2496 (771 amino acids)
Molecular function (GO): protein binding
Source: RefSeq, a predicted model, not a curated record
CACGGGCGUUUAUCUGGUACGUCGCGAGGCCUCGAUACCGCGUCACUGAGAUAACGCUCUCAGUUCUCGGCCAGAUUCCUCGGGAAACGGACGGCCCGUCACGUCACAUCACAACGUACCAUAUGUUCACAACAUGUCACACACCAACCCACCAGUCUCUCUUCAUGACGAUGGUGACCGAUGAACGUGAGUCACCGAUUAGCAACGGAUGGUGACACUCGGCGAUUUUCGCGGCGGCGAGGGGAAAUGUUUCCCCUGGUGACGGCCGUGCUGGUGGCGCUGGCGGCUUCGGCGGCUGGCGCUGCUGGCGGCCACGUGCACCCCGUCAACUGCCUGUGCAGGCCCCGGCCCUCCACCCCGCAGACGGCCUUCUGCAGCCACGGCGGCCUCUCCAGGGUCCCGCGCUGCGUCGCCUCCGACGUCGCAGACCUGCACCUCGCCUACCCGCUGGUGCACUCCGUGCUGCCGGACGUGUUCGUCGGCAACGAAUUCUACAAGCUUCAAGUGGUUCUUCUCGAUCACAACCGGGUGCGUUUUCUGCUCGGUGACGAAUUCAGAGAGACGCCCAGUUUGUCCACCGUGGACCUGUCGCACAACAUACUGGAGGGUCCGCUGCCUGUUGACCUCUUCACGAAGAACAGCGUCAUGCGCCACCUGGACUUGAGCCACAACCUGGGACUGGGGAUAGUCCCUGACAACACCACCAGCGCUGCAUUAGUGACCAGCGCCACGCUCCGGUCCCUGGAUCUCAGCCACUGUGGACUCGUCGACCUGUCCACUGACACUCCAGCCCUCCAGCGGCUCACCGCCUCCUGGAACUCUAUUGGAGAACUUCUACCGGAAACUUUCACCUCCAUGCCACAACUCGUUGCAAUAGAUCUGUCUCACAACGUACUUCGCUCGCUGGCCAAUGGGACAUUUAAGGAUUUGACAGGGUUGUCGGAUCUCAACUUGUCGUACAAUCUGCUGGAAGGCCAACUGCCGGGAGAUCUUCUAACGUCUUGCGCCGAGGUGCGUCACCUCGAUCUAAGCCACAACACCCGUUGGGGCGCGAGUAUUGAGGACGACGAGUUGCCACUCGUGUCCAGCAGCAGCCUCCUAUCGGUGGACGUCACCCACUGCGGCCUGGUCCGGCUCUCCCUCGACACACCCGCCAUCCAACGUCUGAACGCCUCCUUCAAUUCUAUCAGUGAAGUGCACGAUGUGACGUUUCGCGCAAUGAGCAACCUGUCAGUACUGGACCUGUCGUACAAUAAACUAAAGACCUUCAGUCUAUCGCUCCCGAGUAUCCGCGUCUUGAACCUGUCCAAUAACGCUAUCGAAAACUUGGACCAAGACACCUUCGGAGAAAUGCCACAGCUCUCAGUGUUGGACUUAUCUUCCAACAAGAUAACAGCUAUCAGUUCCAUAAUCCUGCCCGAAAUUUACUUUUUAAAUAUGUCUGGCAAUGCUCUGACGUUUUUUACCGACUCCGUGAUAAGUGAAAAUGCUUCUAAAAUGAUUCUGGAUCUGAGUUACAAUAAGUUAACGGAGGUUGCGAUAUCUUUAGAUUAUGAAGAACUACUAUUAGGUGAAAAUCCGUUCAUUUGCUCAUGCAAAAUGCUAAAAGAAAUAGGGAAGUGGCUCCGACGGACAGCCGACAACAAAAGUAGAAGAUGCUGGGAACCGAAGGCGUUGAGAGGACUUCUUUGGACACAUUUUCUUACUAAUCAGUAUUGUAUGUAUCUCGAAAGACAUAUUCCAGAAUCUGCUACUUCGUCCAGUGAAUACACCAAUUCCUCUACCGUUAACGUUACAACUGCAGCCGACACAACGCCUACGUCUCUUACCAGCCAAGUAGUUCAUCAGGAGGAGAUGAAGGCUUCGGAGGAAGAAGUUGAGGAGGGCAUGAGCGCGUACAACGCGACGAUGGUGGCGCUGGUGGUGUGGGGCCUGGUGGCGUACCCGUGCGUGGUGGCGCUGCGGCGCGCCUCGCGGUCGCUCUGCCACUACGUGAAGCGCCACCGCUCCAGCGUCGCCCCGUGCGUCGCCAGGUGCGACGAGGACGGCGGCGGCGGCGGCGGCGGCGGCGGCGGCGGCGGCGGUAGCGGCCCGCCGCCGCGGCCUGCACAGCACUCGGGGCGGCGCACGCCGCUGCCCUCGCCGCCCUCGCGGCCCACCUCCCUCGCGCUGCCCCCGCAAGCUCCUCCCACGCUGCGGCGCCCGCCACCCCCGACGCCGCAGAGACCGACGCCGCCCUCGGGGUACGACGUGCUGCAGUUCGAGGCACCGCGCUUCCGCACGCCGCUGCCGCACUACCAGCAGGUCGUCACGCCGACGCCGACGCCGACGCCGACGCCCACGUCAGAAGACUGCUCCGAGACGCAGCCGCUGUGCUUCGAGCUCAGCGAGCGCGCGCCUCCCAACGUCUACGUGCAAGACCCAGUGCAGCCGCGUAUCCCCGAAAGGACGGACGAGCCGGUCUACGCGGAGAUUUACGAUGUCGUGCGGCGCUGA